Didymodactylos carnosus is the source of this 876-nucleotide messenger RNA. The record is from the annotation of a GenBank genome assembly. Lineage: Eukaryota; Metazoa; Rotifera; Eurotatoria; Philodinida; Philodinidae.
AUGGAUCAAUACAAGCCAACGAUGAUAACAGCUCCUCUCGUCGGAAGCGCUGUUCUUCAUCCCACGUCAUCAAUGACUAAUCCAACGAGCCCGUCAACACCAGCGAAAUGGAAUCGAGACGAUGUGAGUAAUAACUCAGACUCUAUCACUCAACAGAAUACUCACUAUCAGCAACGAACUCGUCUUUUGAAUUCAAUUAAUACACCGAUAAAACGUAUUCGUACAAAUCCCCAGGAGCAAGAUGGUCGGUUUGCCCAACCGCCCCAGAACUACCUUGCUCAACAGAAGCAAGCCCGUACCACCACAUAUAAUGAGAUGGAUGCUCAGCAAACCUCUUCAGCAGCACGUCGUUUCGCCACCACUCGCUACCCGUUCUCACCUUUUUCUAUUAUUUUUAUGGACGAAGUGCGCGAUAAAACGGUGGUGGAAGAUUUGAUCAAACAUGCAUUUGAAAAAUUAAAUUUUGAACUGAAAACGGUCGCCUAUCGGCGUGGACGUACUGAAAAUAAUGAAUGUCAUAUCCUGGUGUUCAGAGAAAAUACGGAAUCGUUCGCAUUCUUACGGAAGGAAAGUUAUAAAUCUGAAUUAACCUUAAUGGAUGGUAUGAAUCAACAACUCAAAAUCAAAGCUGCUUGGAUGCGUGGUGGCACUAGCAAAGGCUUGUUUUUUCAUGAACAUGAUUUGCCGAUCAAUAGCACAGAACGCGAAGCAAUUUUCUUAGCUGCUAUUGGUUCACCAGAUCCUUAUGGUAAACAAUUAAAUGGAGUAGGUGGUGCAACUAGUAGUACUUCUAAAAUAGUCAUUAUUGCACCUUCUCAAGACACAAAUUUCGACGUGAAUUACACGUUCGGGCAUAUCGCCAUCCAACAGUCAAUG